AUGACUACAAGCUUUCUUUGCCCCUACAAUCAGUAUCCACACCCUAAGAGUAAUAACUGCACAGAAUGCCCACAUGGAUCCUUUGGAUUAAAUUGUAAGCUGAAAUGUCCCUCGGGAUAUUACGGAGCAUUGUGUAUGUCUGUCUGUGAGUGUCCUGUAUCUGACUGUCAUUACGUCAGAGGAUGUACUACAGAAAACAGCACCCAUAUUUCUUCGAUUACACCUGACAUAACAAAUCAACCGUCUACAGUUUAUGAAUGGACGAAUGAAAAGACAGACUUUCAAAUCAGGAUUACUUCCAGUCAGAUUUUAGCAAAACAGAAUCGAGUUCGAUAUGUAAAUCAUCAUGACGGCACCUGGAUAGCUGUAAGCUGCUCACUGAUUGGAUCUCUAGCAACACUCUUUCUGAUUGGAUGUCUUAUGUACUUCUGUUCUCGACAGAAGCUUAAGAUGAAAUUUCCGAAAAGAAUACGAAGGAUUUUAUUUUCUUACAUAGAACCAGGUGUGUUCAUUUUAUUGUUUAACUUAAAUUACCGAAACAUGCAACUUAUUCAGGAGGGACACCUUGAACAAUCAACGUCUUUUCCAACAUACCUAUCUCAAGAUGACGACCCAUACACAGAAAUACGAUUUUCUCAGAUUGGUGGUGCAUGUUCAGCAACAUGCACGAAUACAAUCUGCACGAACGAAAAAGACCAUGAGAUCUCCAAAGAAUCCACACAUGUUUCUAGAAAUACAAAUAUAUACGAAAAAUGUUCAUUUGAACCUGAGUAUGACCAUGUUAAUCUGAAAGUGAAAUCAAACACUCCUGAGUUGCUACAUGGGAAGUGGGAAGUUGUAUAUGCCAAAGAUCAGGAAUAUGUGUCUCUUUCUGAUAAAGGUCGAUCACUGAAAGAAUUUCCCAAUGAUGAUGGAAGCAGCAAGUCCUUGACAUUACCCUCCAACUGGAAAAGGGUGAAAGAAAACUAUAAAUCACAACCACACUCAUAUAGUUUAUGCUAUGUUGAAUCAAAAAAUGAAUCAAAGGAUGAGCAAAUUACAAAUGAUGAAGAAGACAACUAUGUAGAAUUAAUUUCAGACAAUCUAAUGACUACAAAGGGUCCCAAAUAUAAGGAGGAAGGUCGACCCUACAGUUUGGCUCAUGUAUUGUCCUAUAAUGAUUUGAACUCAGAUGAUGGAGUAAAAUCAGGAGAUGAGGUUUUUAGUAUUGCUUCACCGGAAGUAAAGGAAGAUGUGGAAAGCGAGAACCCGGGAAGUUUGAAAAAGAGACCAUAUAGUUAUGUUAAAAAUUUGGUAGAAUGAGAAAAAGUUUUUAAAAAAUACCGUUAGUAAUUAUUUUAAAAAA
Messenger RNA from Saccostrea echinata, 1345 nucleotides. RefSeq lists its product as uncharacterized. The transcript has 6 exons. NCBI's taxonomy places the organism in Eukaryota, Metazoa, Mollusca, Bivalvia, Ostreida, Ostreidae. The record is from RefSeq and is a predicted model, not a curated record. Bases 1 to 1302 code for a protein of 433 amino acids.